Cuscuta campestris is the source of this 2157-nucleotide messenger RNA. The record is from the annotation of a GenBank genome assembly. NCBI's taxonomy places the organism in Eukaryota, Viridiplantae, Streptophyta, Magnoliopsida, Solanales, Convolvulaceae.
CAACCACAUUUAAUAUCCUGACGGUUCAAAAAAAGCGACGAGGUAAAGAACCGUAAAGAAACCCUCGAAGGAGCUUAUAUAUCGCUCACCUAAAAAAAUUAAUUACAUAUUUACAUUAACAUAAAAAAAAUUUAUAACUUAUUCUUCAGAACUCGGACUUCCAUCUGUGGUUGCAUUCAUGUAAUGCUCCGAUUCGAGUUGAAACUCAGCUCUCUAUUUCCCGCCAUUUCGCAUCGCCGUUUCUUGGCUGAUCAUAAAAGAGCCACCAGAUAGAUAGAUAUAUAUCUCUCUCUCUGCAAAAUUUCUUCAGCACGCAAUCAUGGCGGUUAGAAACAAGAACUCCAAGAGCCCAUCAUCAUCGUCGUCGUCGUCAUCAUCAUCAUUCUUCAUAGCUCUGAACCCAUCAUUCUUCUCCCAUCUCCUCUCAAUUUCGCUUCUCAAUUCCCUGCAAUUCACCCCCAAGAAGGCUACUUCAAGAAGAUCCCGCUGUUUCUCCGUGACCUUCGUCUUCUUCCUCGUCUCUGCCGCUUUCUUCUGGAUCUCCAUCCUCACUUUCGCAGCCCUGUGGCAGAGCUCGGACCCCUGCUCGGCAAUUCGUCCCUCUCCUCUGUUCCCGCCGGAGCAGACUCUCAUGGCCGUUUCCGGCGCCACCGCGGUGGAGCCUCUGCUGUUGCGCAGGGAGGUGGUCUCCGGGAACAUUUCCGACGAGGAGAGGGAUUUCUGGAAACAGCCGGACGGCAAAGGCUACCGCCCCUGCCUCCACUUCAGCGACCAGUACAAGAAAGCGUCCCCCGCCAUCGCCGGAGAAAGGAGGCGGUUCUUGGUGGUGGUGGUCUCCGGCGGCCUGAACCAGCAGAGGAACCAGAUCGUCGACGCCGUCGUCAUCGCCAGAAUCCUCGAAGCCGCCCUCGUCGUCCCCGUCCUCCAAAUCAACCGCAUCUGGAAGGACGAAAGCGAAUUCUCUGAGAUUUUCGACGUGGAUCACUUCAAGAACGUCUUGAAAUCCGACGUUCGGAUUGUAUCUUCAUUGCCAUCCUCGCAUUUGGUCUCCAAGCAGACGGUCGAGAAUCGGAUCCCAUUCCACGUUUCACCUCUCUGGCUGCGCGCCAAAUUCUUCAAACGACUGAAUCAAGAAGGACUUCUGAUACUGAAGGGUCUGGAUUCAAAGCUCUCAAAGAAUCUCCCAUCGGAUCUCCAGAAGCUCCGGUGCAAGGUGGCGUUCCACGCGCUGAGAUUCGCCGGUCCGGUUCGAGACAUAAGCCACCGGUUCGCGAGGAGGAUGUGGGCGGAAGGGCCGUACGUAGCGGUCCAUCUCCGCCUGGAGAAGGACGUGUGGGUGAGGAGCGGGUGCUCCGCCGGGCUGGGGGCGGAGCACGACGGGACCAUCGGGCGGGAGAGGGAGGCGCACCCGGAGCUGCUGACGGGGAAGGUGAACGCGACGAGCGCCGCCAGGAGAGCGGCGGGGCUGUGCCCGCUGAACGCGAGGGAGACGGGGAGGCUGCUGAGGGCGCUGGGGGCCCCGCGGGACGGGAGGGUGUACGUCGCCGGCGGGGAGCCGUUCGGCGGGGGGAUGGCGGUGGAGGGGCUGCGGGAGGCGUUCCCGAACCUGGUGACGAAGCAGGGGCUGGCUCGGGAGGGGGAGCUCGAGCCUUACUUGGACAGAGCUUCGGUUUUGGCUGCCAUAGACUACGUCGUUUCACUCUACAGUGACGUCCUCCUCACUUCCCAUGGCGGGAACAUGGCCCGAGCUCUUGAGGGGCAUCGAGCAUUCAUGGGACACAAGAAGUACAUAAAGCCGAACAAGCGAAUGAUGUUCCCGUACUUGGACGAUGCCUCCAUCUCCGACCGAGACUUUGCCACCGCGAUGAGGAAACUGCACCAGAAAUGCCAGGGCCAGCCGGUGACCGAUCACCUGGAUCGCGACGUACUCGCUUCUCCUGUGCCCCAUUGUAUGUGCACCACAUGAAUAUAAAGCUGUGAAUAAUUUGUAGUGCAGAUUUAUGACCCUUUUAGCAGCUCACUAAGGGCUGUGCUGUUUUUCUCCCUUGUGUCUUCUAAUAUACUCUUGUCAAUGCAGUUCUUUUCUUCUGUUUUCUAUUAGAAACUUAAAGAGUACAUUUUUUAUAAAUAAAAAAAAAAGAAAAGAGAAUGCUAUUC